This is a messenger RNA of Taeniopygia guttata (zebra finch), 2592 nucleotides long. RefSeq names its product C1D nuclear receptor corepressor (gene C1D). NCBI's taxonomy places the organism in Eukaryota, Metazoa, Chordata, Aves, Passeriformes, Estrildidae. Gene Ontology annotation, cellular component: exosome (RNase complex); nucleolus. Gene Ontology annotation, biological process: maturation of 5.8S rRNA; regulation of gene expression. Gene Ontology annotation, molecular function: DNA binding; RNA binding. The record is from RefSeq and is a predicted model, not a curated record.
AUUAAGGGAGAGGGAGAUGUUGGAGCUUAUCAGGAUGUUCAUGACUGCCUAUCAAAUCAAGGCCAUAGCAAGUUAAGUACUGCAGUGAUGGAGACAUCUGUAGGUGAUUGCUGGAUUGGAUUACCUCUCCCUGUUUGUAUGGAAAUGUCAGAAGAUGAUAACAACAUGGAAGAAUACCCCACUGAAAUUCAUGAUUAUCUCACAGCAUUUGAAAAAUCUCUUGGUUCUGUAGAUGAGAUGCUGAAGACAAUGAUGUCAGUUUCUAGGAAUGAGCUUUUGCAAAAGUUAGAUCCUCUUGAGCAAGCAAAGCUGGAUUUGGUUUCGGUGUACACAUUAAAUUCCAUGUUCUGGGUAUACUUGGCUACCCAAGGAAUCAAUCCAAAGGAACAUCCAGUGAAACAAGAACUGAUGCAUGACUACAGUACAGAAGGCCUUGAAAAUUCUGCUGACUUAAAAAACCGAAUCAUUUAGCCUGAAGAAAAAACCGAAAUCAAAAUUUCUCACUACUCAUUUUAAUUCCUGAAUAAAUGAAAAUAUUUAAUCUCAGCAGCUGUAAAAUACUAAGCUUAAAUGUAAUCCUUACAUAAUCAGUGGAAUGAGAAGAGGACUAAAAAAUGCAGAAAGCUAGCCUGAAUAACAAGAAUACUUGUAUUUUUAAUUUUGUGAGCUUUUCAGUAGUCUAAACUGUAUCAUAUUAAAAAAUGCAUCAGUUAAUACUUCAUGAGCUUUCUGUCAGUUUUACUUUGUUCCUCCUAUAUUAUAUAGUAUCUGAAUAUCGUGUUAAUUUAGUGAUACUAAGAACUUUUAUCUCUUGUGCUGUGGAUAUUUUAUGUUGUAUUUUGCUUCACAACUGCUGUUUUAACUCUGAAGAGUGAAUAUUUUCAUAGCUGAUUGUUACUCAGGUCUCUUUUCCUUUUGCAAGUAUCAAGGCUGCACAUGAAUGCACAUUUCUUCCUUCCAGAGGCAUUGUGAUGUUCUUAUUCAUGUGGAAAGGGAAUUAAAAAAGACUGUUCUGUCAUGAUUAUUUUGUUUGUAGGAUUGCUCUCCUUGUGUACAUGCAGGUAUUCAAACUGUAUUAAUAAAACUCACACUCAGACUAUCAGAAUUCAUUUCUUUUGUCAAGUUGACAUUUUCCAGCUCCUUUUUCCCAUGUUAAUACAUUAGGCUUGCCAUCUGUUCUCAUUAGCCAUCUCAGUCACCAAAGAAGUAUUACAGCUGAUCAUGAUUUCAGACCCUGUAAAGCCCUCCUUGUUAAAGCUGUGUUUUUGAUACAGAAAGAGUGGCCAAGUUUUUGACAGUUGCUUAUAAUGAUCACUGAAGAGUUGAAAAUCAGUUCUGUAGUGUAAGUCCUGUAACUUUUGUUCCAGAUUCAAAGAGGUAGCAAUGGCUGUGUGAGAAAUGUGUGGGUUACAUAUCAAAAUUUAUUUUAGCAGUAUCCACGCGUGUUCUGUUAAUCCACGUUUCAUAGUUCAGGUAUCAGGCAGGGCACUAAAUAUAUGUGUAUAUAUAUAUAUUACUGUUGUUUGUGUGACAGUAACACCCAAAGGCCCUACAGUUAAGGCCAUAUUAGGCUAAAUAUGUAGACCUGAAAACUGUAAACCAAAUUGUUAAAUAUUUUGCAGAGUUACUGUGAGCAUAUUCCCUCGUCAGUAAAGAGAAGCAGGCACUUAUCAGAGGUAGAUUCCUAUCUUAAAGCUGCUUAGUACCCUCUAAAAGUAUUUUUCUUCAUUUGUUGCAGGAGCAGAUGAGGACAAGUAGGCACAUAAAUGAGAUUGUUAAGCUGGGGGUGGGUAUAGUUCUGUGGGGCCGAGUCCAAGUCAUGAUUUGGUAAAAAAAAAAACCCCAAAAAAACCAACAUAAACUCCAAAUGACUGGUAGGCUAAGAUUUCUCAAGUAAACAUGCCUUUCCCUGGAAAUAGGCCUGUGUUGUUAUUUAUGGCCAUAAAAUGAACUUCUGAUAUGGCUGGAAAUUCAUCAGACUGCCCUAAAUAAGUUCUUUGAUAAGGCCCCUUGACCAUUUCAGGAACUUAAGCCCAAGAUUUCUGGGUAGUUGCAUGUGUGAUGCUUGUGCCAUCUUUGAUUUUGUCUAAGAUGACUUUUUAGCUUUGCUUGGACUUGCUGAUUUUUUUUUUUUUUUUUUUGUGGACAGUAGUCAGGCAGUAUAAUGCAUCCAUAAAUGUAUCAAAUACCUAAAUAUUAUUUUGGCAUCUUUAUGUAAGUCAAACUCCAAACUGAGUUCAGUAUUUUAUUUUCUAACUUUGCUUGCAAGAACAGUUCCCAUAUCUUUGCAAAUAAGGUGCAGAGUCUGCAACUCUGUAGGACUUUGUGUUCCUGUUACAGUGGGUGUCAUGCAGAUGGUGUGGUAGGUACCUGUGAUGGAAAAAUAUGCUAAAGGGAAGUCUCAAGAUUGCAAAUAGCCUGGUAUAUUUAUUUAAGUAAUGCUAUUCUUCUUGGUGUUACAGUUCUAGAAGUGUACAAUGUGGAGAACUUGUGCUUAUUGAUUCAUUUUAGCAGUAAUCUUGGGAGAAUGGUUUGAAAUACUUUUCCUUUUUUCUUUUCUCCCUAGGAGAGAAUAAGAACAUAUAUGAACAA